Molecule: messenger RNA, 2300 nt
Organism: Solea senegalensis (Senegalese sole)
Lineage: Eukaryota; Metazoa; Chordata; Actinopteri; Pleuronectiformes; Soleidae
Gene: tnfsf10l
Product: TNF superfamily member 10, like
Exons: 7
Coding region: 244-1227 (327 amino acids)
Biological process (GO): immune response
Cellular component (GO): membrane
Molecular function (GO): tumor necrosis factor receptor binding
Source: RefSeq, a predicted model, not a curated record
UGCCCCUCAGACUCUCCCUCACUUCUUCAGUCAUGGACGCGUCCACUCUCUGACCUCCUCCUUCUCCUCCUCUUCCUCCACUCCUUCUUCUUCUUCUUCUUCUUCUUCUCCCGCUGGAGUUGAAGUCAUGGAGCUCUAACUGGGUCAUUCUCAUUGUUCGGUCCGUCGGUUGUUCGGUUGUUCGGUGGGAGUCGUGCGUCGGUUCGGUUUUCCUCUGCGCUCUCCUCAUGCGUCGGGAAUGUCAUGGCUCUGAGCGCACAGCAGCAGCAGCAGCAGCACCAGGAUUACUUCAGAUCCGUCAGCAGCGAGUCCACCACGUACAUGAUGGUUCCGACAGACGGACCCAGAGGUUCUGGACGCAAAGAGGCGCCGUCAAAGAUGUGGGUGGCCAUGGUGGUGAUCGUGGUGGUGGUUCUGCAGAUCGCCUCCACCACCGGACUCUUUGUCUACCUGAACAUGUCCAUAUCAGAGGUGCGCAGUCAGGGCGUCACUGAGGAGCUCAAAUGUCUGAGUUUACUCAACGCUCUGGACAAAGACCAGGACAUCCCAGAGCAGCUGGCUCAGCUCUUUGGAGAACCGUGUAUCAAACUGGCUGAAGGCAUCAAAGCGUACAUCUCCAAGGUGACGGAGAAUAUCAUCUCCAAACAGACCUUCAUAGAAGCGAGAACCAUGCCUCGCCCUUUUAACAACUCGGGGUCAAAGUUCAUGACCUCGGUGGCCCAGAGGCCGUCAGCUCACCUGACUCUCAGAGACACCAGCUCUUCAGGUUUCCCUCCCUACCCGAUCCCGACUCCGGGUCUCCACCAGUCCUGUCGUCAUGUGGUCCGCUCAUGGGCCAAUCAGAGCUUUGGAGCUCACCUGCACAACAUGACUCUGUCCAAUGGGAAGCUGCGAGUGCCUCAGGACGGGCGGUACUACCUGUACUCACAGGUGUAUUUCCGUUAUCCAUCUCCAGCAGCAAGUGACGGAGACCAGCGCAGCGUCAGCCAUCAGCUGGUGCAGUGCGUCUACAAGAAAACCUCGUACCCAAGCCCCAUACAGCUGCUGAAGGGCGUGGGAACAAAGUGCUGGGCUCCAGACGCAGAAUACGCCCUUCACUCCGUUUACCAGGGAGGAUUAUUCGAACUGAGAGCCGGCGACGAGCUCUUCGUCUCCGUCUCUUCUCCCACCAUGGUCAACGCCGAUGACUCCUCCAGCUACUUCGGCGCCUUCCGCCUGGACCUUUGAGAGAGGAAGGGACGGAAGGAAAAACACAAAAACACAUCAGAUUGGAUGAUGGAGGGACAAAUGGGCGGGGCUUAAGACAAUGAGCGAGGGGCCUUUGGAAUAUUUGUUGGAUGGAAAUAAGUUUGGCCGCAAUGUUUGCUUUGAAGGAUUCACCGAAGGACAGAAGGCUUUUGGGGGUUUGAAUAAAACAUGGAGGAGGUGGUGACGGGGGAAAAAAAAAAAGACUUGAUUCGUCUUCCUUACUCUCCUUUAAGAGAAUAAAAAUCGAACAUUCACAGAGACACUGGUGCAAUCUUCAACGUUCCGGAGGAACGCAAACAGUCGUCCACCACUAUCUUCACACUCCUGUUCACAAUCAACGGGGAAAAAUCAGGUCCUCGUAAAUUCACACACAAAUCUCAACAGCCCUUUGAAUGAGAAGCAUGGAUUAGGAUUACAGACCGACGAAUGUACACGCAACCAAACUAAGAUCCUCUGCAUCGAAGAUGCGAGGACAGACUGUGGAACAGUAGCAGCCAAAUCUAAAGAUCAAACCAAAGCGAAACGAAACGUGAAAUAUGACUUUUUCUAAAAAAAAGAAAAAAAAAAAAGAAAGAAAAACGUGCCAUGAGAUGAUUGUACAUAAGACGGACGAUGAACUGUGGUGAUUUUUUAUUACUAAUUCUUUUCUACCUUGAAUGGACUUUAAACCACUUGGGAGUUUUCAGAGGAUUGUUAACGUGCAACACUAGAAGUGUGGAGUUUAUUUUCAGAGGAUUUCGCAGGAUAAUGACGGACUCUGUGGACGGGAAACUGCUCGGCAAUGAGACUGUGGGACGCAACGCGGGGUGUCCUCUGAAAGAAGAGGACAAAUGAAAACAUGGAAGUGAGAGAGAGAGAGAGAGUGGUAUGCAGCUCCACCAGUCUGUUGUUGUUCUCUCUCUUUCACUUUGACUCGCAUUCUUAUUCCUUUUUCUAUUCACAGAAAGAAUUUGAACCGGUCUUUCUCGUCUAACCUGUGAAGCUACACUCACGCUUUUUACUUUAAACAUCCAUUAAACAUCCGAUUUAUGAAUAAAGUCGUUCAAACUGUU